Styela clava is the source of this 2973-nucleotide messenger RNA. The record is from RefSeq and is a predicted model, not a curated record. Lineage: Eukaryota; Metazoa; Chordata; Ascidiacea; Stolidobranchia; Styelidae.
GAACCUGCGAACCCACGCAGAGUAAUUAGAGGUGCGGUGGCGAGCGUAUUUCUAACGCUUAGCCCGUUGAGCCACACCGCCGCGCCAAAAGUUGGGUUUUGUAUGUACUGUAUGUUUUCAUUCUGUCAUUGCAACUCUGAGUGAAGAUUCUUGAUGUUCAGAAAAUUCUGAAAUUAGCAUUUGAUGCUCACCAAAUUUUAUUGUUAAUCUGCUUAUAGUUUCUUACCGAGCUACUGUGAGCCUCCAUUUCUAGUUUAACUAAGAAUUCUCUCCCACAUAUAGACAUAUGCACAAAGAUGUUAGAUGUUUCCAGGUUUCCCUGUAAUACAGUCAACAGUAAUAUUGACUCUAAUAACAGAAGUGUCGGCCACAUGUCGUAUCUGAGCACUAUUCUGCUAGUGGAUAGGUUCUUGAAGAAACCCAGGGGCUCCGCGAGCUAUUCGUUUACUCAGUAAAAUAUUGAAUAUUUUUUAAAUACAAAGCAGCAAAUCAUUAAACAAAGUAAUUUUAGUUAUCUCUGGGACAAUAUUAAGUAAAUAACAAUGUCUGAAUGUGCUUUUUUGGGGGCUAGUCCACUAAACGCCAUCAAGUACCUCUAGUUGGCGUUGCAUAAUCAUUUUGGCAUAUGUCAUUUUUAACCCCCACUUCUGCACUUGGCUACGCCAUCCAAAAAUUACGUCCAAAACGCGCAGACGAUCACCCGAAAUCAAGCAAGCUAUUUCUCUAGUUUCCUCGUCGUAACGAUCCCGAUAUGAGAAAGAUCGAUGGCGUUAGCGAGUUCGUUACCGUCGGCGGAGAUGGCAUUUUGGGCAAUCGUAGCUUGGCGAGCUCUAUGAUGUGAUUGUGACGGAGUGAUGUAAUCUUUGGAUGACAUAGCCAGAUGGGGGUUAGGAAUGACCUAUGCAAAAAUGUUUGUGCCACGCCAACUGGAAGUGCUUACGGCGUUUAUUGAAAUGCGCCUUUUUUGUUUUCAUUUUUAUUAAUUUAUUGUGGGGCUUUGCAAUUAAUAGUCAACCUCUUUAUGGGCUCCGUAACACUUAAAGAUUGAUAACCCCUGUGCCAGUGAAUUCACAUACCGUAAAACCGGCUAACUUCUGAUGUAAUUUUUAAUCGUUUAUAUCUUCACUAAAUCAAGUCGUAUUUUGAUUCUGGCAGUUUAUAUAUGUCUCGUGCCACAUGUCACCUUGGGGCACUACCACACUGGUGGAUCCACAUAAUGACAUAUGGAACUUGGUCUUUUGCAACUCUUUAGUUUCAGAGUUUAGUUACCUAUUUCCAGAUUUCUGUAGGCCUAUUCACUUUCCUAAUGUUGGAGCCUUGAGCAAAUUCGCAUUAAAUUCUUAAUUUCAUCACAUUUCCAGGAAAAUUAUUCACAUGCUCUUGGAUUCUUCAAGGGCAAAACGUUAAUCAUUAAAAUUGACUUAAUGGAUUGAAAGAGCCUAUGAAGUAGAAAACUUCAUCAAAAAUUGCUGUUAUUUUCAUGAAAUGUUCUUGAAAAAUCACCAUGGCUCAGUCUAAAAACAUUAAGCGUUGGAUCGAUCGUAUUAACAGUUCAUCAAGUUCAGAUUCGGUUAUUGUUGAUGCUUUAUUGAAGAUUCGUCCUUUUUCUAAACGUCAAUCUGGAAUAAAUGAUAUUCUUUGCGAAGGAGGAAUUGAAUGUUUUCUCAAACUUAUUCAAAGACCGAACAAAAAAAUUCUCGAUGUUACAAUCAGUAUAUUGGCAAACUGUUUAACAGAAGAUAUUAUUAGAAAAAAGGUUUCUGAAUGCCAAGGAAUUCCAUCUAUUGUUAAGGUUCUUCAGACGAUAAAACAUCCGACAAUCAUUACCCGCACAUGUCGAUCUAUUGCAAAUCUUGCAAACAAUCUUGAAUGUUCCAAGACAAUUCAUGGGGUUGGAACUGCGGAACUGAUACUAAAACUUAUCAAAUACCCAACGACAACGGAAGACUGUGUGAGCAGUGCAUUGCGUGCCAUAAAAAAUCUUGCCAAUACAACAAGCCACAGGAAAAAAUUGAUACAAAAUAACGCUGUUCAUGUGUUGACGAAAUGUUUUAAUUCUGAUACGAAUGAAGUUGUCACUUCUGCUAUCCGUGCAUUAGCAGCCAUAAGCCAAUCUUGUACUAUAGAAUUUGCAGAUCAUAUGCUAAGUAAUGAUGGAGAAUCAAUAAGAAAACUUGUGCAUGUGGUUAAGGAGAGUAAAGAAGAUUCAGAAAAAGACAAAUCUGAGGCUUUGUCAAUCCUGAUAAAUCUGACAUUACAAGGAUGUGCUCGACCAAUGCUUGGAAAUUCUGGUGCUCUGGAAUGUAUUGUGGACGAAUUAAAAAAUAUAUUGGGGGAUUCAAUUAAUAUUUCUAGAAAAAUGCAAGGACCUUUACAGGAAAAUUCAUUUCGAAUUGUUGGGGCCUUAUGCUAUUGCUGUCGAGAGGCAAUAAAUAGGGCAAGGUUGAGGUCUAUGGAUGCUCUUUCUUUGUUUAUUCGAUUGUUAUCAGACAACCGAUGGAUCACUGUGCAUAAUUUCAUAUUAACAAGUCUUCUAUGCUUUGUAUAUGAUGAAGUUGGAUUAAAAAUCCUUCAUGAUAGUGGAAUAUUCAACAUAUUGUUAAGUAAAUUGAAAGAAUAUACGAUACAGGAACAGAGACUGUUUUCAGAAGAACAAAAUACAAGUUCAAAAGCUGUAAAAAUGAUUUGGGAUGGACACGGCGUUGAUGACAAUGAAAAGUUUGAUAGAAGACAUUCAUUAUCGUGUGAUGUUCCUACUAGAUUCAAUCAACGUCCCAAUGUACAAAAAGAAGAUAAAAAUACCAAUGAUAUUGAACUGACCUUCAGAACUUUGACGGAAUUUGAAUAUGAAUGGGUAACUUGAGAAAAAGUUUGUUGUCCCGAUAAUUGUGAUUGUAUUUCAAGUUUAUUACUUAUCGAUCUUGAGGUAUUUUUCUGUUUGUCUGUCUGUCUCUUAGAUGCACUCGAUAUCUC